AUAGUAGGAGUAGCUCAGAUCUAAGUAAAAAUCUGUGUCUUCUGUAGCUGUCUCUCUUUCAAAUUUGUCUUCCAGGGUAUUUGAGAUGAGGAGGUACAGUCCCCAAUACUAUAGUCCUCCAAGGAGAGGCUAUGGAGGUAGAGAAAGGAGUCCUCCAAGGAGGGGAUAUGGCGGUGGAGGGUACGGUAGAAGGAGGGAGCAGAAUCAUGGAAGCCUUUUGGUUAGAAACAUUCCCUUAGAUUGCAGACCAGAAGAACUUCGAAUUCCUUUCGAGAGAUUUGGGCUCGUUCGGGAUGUGUAUAUUCCUAAAGACUACUACACUGGGGAACCUCGAGGGUUUGCAUUUGUGCAGUUUGUGGAUUCUUAUGAAGCUGCAGAAGCUCAACGGCGCAUGAAUGGGAAACUAUUUGCUGGGAGAGAGAUAUCGGUUGUUGUUGCUGCAGAGACAAGGAAAAGACCUGAGGAGAUGCGCCAUAAAGCUAGGCUUAGAGGAUCUUCAGGCUAUGGGGGACGAUCAUCUUAUUAUGGACGUUCUCGGUCUCGUUCACUAUCCCCUAUGCACUCUCCUCACCAUCCUUCGGGUUCUAGAGGCCGAUAUCGUUCAAGGUCAUACUCCCCUGCUGCAAGACGACGAGGAAACUAUUCUGUUUCACCGGGUAGAAGGCAUGCAGACCAUCCAAGAUCUCCAAGAGGUCCUCCACAAGAGCGAGAUGGUGAUUACAAUCACAGAUCAUAUUCCCCAGGAUAUGAUAAUGCUGGUGGCAAUGGUUAUGGCGAGAAGUCUGCAUAUGAGUCCGAGGAAGCUCGUGCUGCAUGGAGGUCACCGCCUGGUAGAGUGUCAAGGUCCCCCUCUGGGUCCAGAUCAAGGUCUGCUGACCUGCACCCAGGCGUAGCAGAUAAGCAAGUAGGCGACCGAAGGAACUAACCUUUGGUUUUAUAUGCCAUUAAUCAGAUGGUGGAUUCUGUAGUAAUAGGCUUGUGUGCUAUCAUAUAAAAACGAUAAUGUAGUGUAUUGGAUGGAUGGGAACUCCUAAAUUUGUGGCUUGAUUUCUUGUUUAUUACAUCUAAACUCUGAUGAAACUACGAUGACGGUUUGAGUUUUCUCUUUUGUUAUCAAUACCCAAGUUCAUUAUUCUGCUGAA
Theobroma cacao (cacao) is the source of this 1142-nucleotide messenger RNA. It is a transcript of the gene SCL30, whose product is annotated as SC35-like splicing factor 30. NCBI's taxonomy places the organism in Eukaryota, Viridiplantae, Streptophyta, Magnoliopsida, Malvales, Malvaceae. The record is from RefSeq and is a predicted model, not a curated record. Gene Ontology annotation, molecular function: RNA binding.